AUGGAGAACGAACCUGACCAAGAAGCCCAAGAGGCAUCCACGACCGAUGCGGAUGCAGGAGAUUCAAAUCAAGAGAGGAUCAGCUCAUUCUUCUCGAAAAUCAAACAACGCGCUAUGAACUCCCUCCGCUGUUCCUCAGCAAAUGUAAUCUCAGUCAACCACCCUGGCACACCUGGCGAUGUACCAUUCCAGCAGACGGAAAACGGUGCUAUGUCGUCGUCGGGCUCCACCACGUCCAUCUAUCGCGCGGGCGGAAUCGUCGACCUGAAAAUGGAAUCUCUCGACGUUAUCAAGGUCAAGGAAGCAGAUGAACAUGGUGUCGAGACAUACGAGAUCAUCGAGGACUAUGACCCGAAGGUCAUCGAACUAACCGACGAUGAUAUUUGGGAAGAAAAUAUGUGGAACAAAAUGUAUUCGAUGGUUAAAGGAAGGAAACCAAUCGACUUUCGUCUUUAUCUCGUUGAUAUGAUCCGUUUUUCGGCGAAAAUCGACGAUUUGAAAAGCAUGGGCAUUUACCUGACUAAGCUCCAACAGGAGUACUCUAUUUACAAUUAUCAGGAAAAGCAAGCAUGCAAGGACCGGUCGCGAUCGAGAGGGAAGUUGAAGUUCCGUGUCGACGGCCUCGUCGAAGAAUUGAUCCUCCGCCUCUGCUCUCUGCAGGUUGGACCGGAAGUCAAUUGGAAGAGGAUGGUGAAUAUCAUCUGCGAUCGUCUGAAGAAGAACAUGGAGCCGAAACAGAAGCCAGACAUCGAGGAGCUGCCGAAGAUUCUGUUUCCUGGUCGUGCAAAAACGAUGAAAGACGUUAGUGAUUCGUGGUUUAUUUAUUCCACCCUUGACCUCACCGGAUAUGAUCUCCAGGGUGACCCGGACGCUGAGGAACUUCGACGUCGUCUAGGGGUUUUUCUAUCCCUUCGACCACUCGUUCUCGUCAAACUCAACCUCAGUUACACAGGACUGGACAAGAAGAACUUCCUCCCGCUUCUUCCUCAUAUUGCCCAGCUUCCUGCCCUCCAGGAGCUUGACCUACGCGGCAACCGGCUAGACGCAAGCGUCAUCAAACAUUUCUACCCCUACCUGGGAAAGUUUGGUGAUCGCUUCCGCUCUGGUUUUCCCAGCAUCCGAUGGGUAUAUUUCAACCACAAUUACAACAUCAGCCGCCUUCCUGUCCACUUCCUAGUGGGCAUCAACCGGCGAUGGCCGGCAAUCGAGCACCGACCGACUCCACAGGAGCUGACGGAAAGUAGAGCGACCGUCUGUGACUUCUCCAUCAUUGAAAUGGUCCAAGCGAAGCUGAACGAGAAGAGGGCGGAACUGCUGAAGAUGGCGCGUCUGAAGCAUGAAAGUCGCGAUGCGAAAGACAAGAAGAAGGCUGCGUUCGUGAGACGGGUCGCCUUGGCUGCUAAAAAGAUGCUAAUCGACGAGGGUUUAAUAGAAGAAGUGUCGCCCCCGUCAAGCCCGUCCGAGCUCGACCAUGUAUCUGAACGAUCCCAUGCAGAUGUUGAUAGGUCUGACGCAGGAAGACAAGGCAGAUCGACCAGGAGAGGACAGGUAGUUCAGGCUGCAGGGGUAGCUGCUGCAGGAAAUCAGGAUGUCGCAAACAAUCAAAACGCACAGCAAGGCAACUUGGAAAGAGAAAAUGCCCAUGCUGUUGUCAAUGAUUACCAAUUGGUAGGGGCGGCAGGAGCCCUUAUUGCCGGGCCGGAUAGUGUUCAAAGACGUUCUGAAGAUGAAGGUUUGCAGAAUUUGACAGGCGAUCAAGAUGCUGCCCAAGAAAACGAUCAAAUUCACCAUAGCGGAGCUUAUGUCUAUCGAGUUAUUCCAAGGCAUUAGAGGACACAAUGAACUUUAAUACAUUUUCCAUACUACCUUUUUCUCGAAUAGGCUCAUUUCUUUAUAAAACUGAAAUGAGAUUCCAUGUAGUCUUCCAAAAUAUAGAAUGAUGCAUGUAUUUGGGGAAUCUAACGAAUUCAAUAAGACAAGUGGAUUUGCAGGACGAACUUAAUCAUUUUUCUUUAUCCCAACCCCAAGAUUUGGAAAUGUGGUACCCUUUGCAAUGUGUGAUAAAAUAGCUGGAAUUGUGAGGCAUACUUUUAAUUUGUAUGAUUACCUCACAAGCCUAAGUCCACGAUAAAUUGAAUUGGUAGUAGGUACAUAACAUAGAGAUAUAUUGUUAGUUUUAGUAUGUAUCUCCAUGGUACAUAAUUACCUGUCAACUCUGUUCUGUUUUCUCUCUCUUUCUCUCUCUACCUCUUUGCACCUUUACUUUUAACCAAUCUGAAGCGUGCAUUCACAUGUAGGAUAUGGUAUAAUUUACUCAGUUGCAUUUACACACUAGUAUUUCUGCAAGGACCCCAGACCA
Lytechinus variegatus (green sea urchin) is the source of this 2359-nucleotide messenger RNA. RefSeq lists its product as uncharacterized. Bases 1 to 1830 code for a protein of 609 amino acids. The transcript has 5 exons. The record is from RefSeq and is a predicted model, not a curated record. NCBI's taxonomy places the organism in Eukaryota, Metazoa, Echinodermata, Echinoidea, Temnopleuroida, Toxopneustidae.